GGUGAGCAUUGGCACUAGACGACCGUCAAAAAGUGGUCGAAAGUUUUUCCUUCACAAAGAAAGUGAUUUUCUUACUGAGAUUUCGGGAAAAUAGUGGUGUUUUGUGGGUAAGAGUAGUGAAAAGUGAUUGAACAAGUGAUAUGGGUGCUGUACUUGGAUUGUGCUCAGCGGCCCAGAUGGCCUGCUGCUGCACUGGAACUGCGGUGUCGCUGUGCUGCAAUGCCUGUCCGUCUUGCAAGAACUCCACAUCCUCGCGGCUGAUGUACGCCGUGAUGCUGCUCUUCGGCGCCAUCCUGGGCGCCAUCGCGCUGGCUCCAGGACUGCAGGACACUCUCCGGAAGGUGCCGUUCUGCGCCAAUUCCACCUCUACGGCGUCCAUAGUGCUGCCCUCGGCGUACUCCUCCAUCGACUGCAGCUCCGCCGUGGGCUACUUGGCUGUCUACCGCAUCUGCUUUGCGCUGGUGUGCUUCUUCUUCCUCAUGGCGGUGAUGAUGCUGGGCGUGCGCUCGUCCCAGGACCCGCGGGCGCCCAUCCAGAACGGCUUCUGGGGCAUUAAAUUCCUGAUCGUCAUCGGGAUCGCCAUCGGCGCAUUCUUCAUACCAGAAGGCAGCUUUGGCUACACUUGGAUGUGGAUCGGGCUCAUUGGCGGGCUGGCCUUCAUCCUGGUGCAGUUGGUGCUGAUCGUGGAUUUUGCCCACACCUGGGCAGAGUCUUGGGUCUCUAACUACGAGGAGAACGAGUCUCGCGGAUGGUAUUGCGCUCUGCUCUCCGCCACUGGGAUUCAGUACAUCCUGGCCAUCACGGGAAUAGUCAUGCUCUUCAUCUACUACACCGUGGCUCACGAUUGUGCGCUCAACAAGUUCUUUAUCUCCAUCAACUUGAUCCUGUGCGUCAUCGUGAGCGUGGUUUCGGUUCUGCCAGCUGUUCAGGAGAGACUGCCCAAGUCUGGACUUCUGCAGAGCGCCAUGGUUACGCUCUACACCAUCUACCUCACCUGGUCCGCAGUGGCCAACAAUCCCGAUCGCGUGUGCAAUCCCGGCUUCUUGGGCAUCGUCGGUGAGCACAGCAACAAAGUGACGUUCGACAAGACCAGCAUCAUCGGAUUGGUGAUCUGGAUGUUCUGCGUUCUCUAUUCUUCUCUGCGUUCUGCCUCUCAAGUCGCCAGAGUGGCGAAUCCCGAUCCAGAGAAGCAAGUAUUAACAGCCACUCUGAAUGAAGAUGACAGCAAGCCAGCCACUGCUGGGGAUGAUGAUGGCAAGGUGUGGGACAACGAGGAGUCCAGCGUCGUCUACUCCUGGUCGCUCUUCCACGUCGUCUUCGCCACGGCCACGCUGUACGUCAUGAUGACGCUCACCAACUGGUAUCAGCCCAACUCCUCGCUGGAGACCAUGAACGCCAACGCGGCGUCGAUGUGGGUGAAGAUCGUGUCCAGCUGGCUCUGCCUCGGACUCUACGCCUGGAGUCUCGUGGCGCCAAUCGUGCUCGCCGACCGAGACUUCGGCGUCUAACUUCAUACAUGCAUUUCCUCCGUGGUCGCUUCAAGUCUUAUACCUUCCUAAUCUCGUGUCUGCGGAUGGAGAACGUAGUGUUUUAGUUGUGCAUCAGAGUUUUCAUGUGAUCUGGGCAGCGGCCAGUUGCCAAACAAUCCCAAGUAUAAGAUAAUCAUUCAAUUUACUCGUGUAUUUGUCUCCUGAAAUAAAUAGAGUAGCAAGUAAA
Messenger RNA from Phlebotomus argentipes, 1716 nucleotides. RefSeq names its product probable serine incorporator (gene TMS1). The record is from RefSeq and is a predicted model, not a curated record. The transcript has 6 exons. The coding region runs from base 141 to 1508 and encodes 455 amino acids. Gene Ontology annotation, cellular component: membrane. Lineage: Eukaryota; Metazoa; Arthropoda; Insecta; Diptera; Psychodidae.